CUUGGAGCCCAUAUGCGUUCAGAAGAUGUUGGUACUGAACAGGAUUUCGUUGCAACCAAAGUCUUCACUCACCCGUCAUAUCACAGACCUAAAGGUUACAGUCACGACAUCGCUCUCUUAAAACUGGAAAAACCCGCUCUUCUUAACAGGUAUGUGAACCUCGCUUGUCUUCCACACAACGUGGAGGCGCCUGUAGACGGAGAAACAUGCUGGAUCACCGGCUGGGGCAGACUGGCUGCAGGAGGCUCGUCUCCAGAGUAUCUUCAACAGGUAUCCGUGCCAGUAGUGAGUCGCGGGCGCUGCGACAGGGCAUAUCCAAAUAAAAUCCACGAUUCCAUGAUCUGCGCCGGCCUGGACCAAGGCGGCAUCGAUUCUUGUCAGGGGGAUAGUGGUGGACCAAUGGUGUGCGAAAAGGGCGGGAAAUUUUAUCUGCAAGGCGCCACUAGCUGGGGCUAUGGCUGCGCCGAAGCUGGGAAGUUUGGUGUGUACGCCAAAGUGAAAUAUCUUCUGCCUUGGCUCACCUCUGUAAUGUCGAACAAUUGAUUCAUGUCCUAAAGAUAUAAGUGUCCUAUAGGAUAAGAAGUGAAUGACACACUAGAUAUUCUAAGUUGAAGGAAUCGUCAAUAAAAGUUGGGCAU
Orbicella faveolata is the source of this 638-nucleotide messenger RNA. Its product is annotated as trypsin-3-like. Gene Ontology annotation, biological process: proteolysis. Gene Ontology annotation, molecular function: serine-type endopeptidase activity. The record is from RefSeq and is a predicted model, not a curated record. NCBI's taxonomy places the organism in Eukaryota, Metazoa, Cnidaria, Anthozoa, Scleractinia, Merulinidae. Gene Ontology annotation, cellular component: membrane.